This is a messenger RNA of Morus notabilis, 571 nucleotides long. Its product is annotated as EPIDERMAL PATTERNING FACTOR-like protein 2. The record is from RefSeq and is a predicted model, not a curated record. The coding region runs from base 34 to 555 and encodes 173 amino acids. The transcript is spliced from 3 exons. Lineage: Eukaryota; Viridiplantae; Streptophyta; Magnoliopsida; Rosales; Moraceae. Gene Ontology annotation, biological process: stomatal complex development; guard cell differentiation.
UCUUUCUUAUCUCUUGGCCAUUAUCUGAGAAAAAUGAUGAUGAGCAACGGCCACAAAUAUUGUGUUUGUUGGCAAAUUAUAAGAAAUAGACAUGUAUUAGUUUCUUUCCUCUUUCUCAUGGUUUCAAGCUUCACCAGCCACCAUAACAUGAGAAUAUCCAUGGUUGAAGGGAGAGCAAUUUCCAAGCUCAUUGAGGCUGCCAAGAAAGAAGGGCAUGUGGAAGAGGAGAAAAUGGUAAGAGUAGUAGUAAGAGCACAUCAAAUAGGGUCAAGACCACCAAGGUGUGAGCGGCGGUGCAGCGGGUGUGGGCCCUGCGAGGCGGUGCAGGUCCCAGUGGUGCCGCAACUUCUCCAAAACCACCACAUGAUGAGCAGAUCAAGAACCACAAAUAAUUUCUUCUCUUUUAGUGGCUUCAAACAACUAUUAUGCUCAGUUAAUUGUAAAAGAUCAAAAAGGACCAAGAAUUUUGUGACUUAUUCAAGAGGUGAUGACUUCUCCAACUACAAGCCCAUGAGUUGGAAAUGCAAGUGUGGGGACUUUCUUUUCAAUCCUUGAUGAUGAUCAAUACCAC